AUGUUGUUCGAAACAGCACCCCUCCCCAACCUGCUGGUCCUAGCAGUCUUCUUCACCAUCAUCGUCUUCUUGGUCCGCUUCAUCCGACAGGCAGCGUUCCGCAAAACAGGACCGAAAAUUCCGCCUGGUCCGCCGGGCAGUGAUCAUGCGAAGUACUUGCAAACUGAUCGCUGGAAUGUGUUUAAGGCGUGGAAUGAGAAAUAUGGUAAUGUGGCGAGUUUUUACACGGGGCCGCAGUUGAAUGUUUUGCUUGGGACUAUGGAGGGAGCUAUAGAUCUCCUCGAAAAAGCCGGCGAGACGUUCUCCAGCCGUCCCGACUUCGUCAUGGGCGAAUUCCUCUUCUCUCGACUCCGAGGAUUCUCCAUGGUCUACGGCCAAAAAUGGCGGAAUUGGCGCACGAUUCACAACUCGCAUUUCAGCGCCAAGGCAUCGCCGGCGGCGAAGCCGAUGCAGGAGAAUGAGUCGGCGGUGCUGAUUAAGGAUUUGUUGGAGAAUAAGGCGGAGGAUGGGAUUUUGGACCGGAAACAUAAGAUUUUGAGAAGGCAUAUGGCGUCUACGAUGUUUCAGAUGGCGUAUGGACGGAGGGUUACGUCUAUGGAGGAUCCGUUGGUUAUGGAGCAUGAUGAGGUUGAGGAGUAUAUUGAAAGUACAAAGGUCCCGGGCCGCUUCUUCCUCGAGAGCUGGCCUCAACUUCUAUGGCUCCCAUGGUUCAGCUGGGAACCCGAGAGACGCCGAGACACCAACACAAGACUCUACAUGACCGUGAUGAACGACGUCAAGAAGCGAAUGGAAGAGGGCACGCAAAUCCCAUGCACAACCCAAUGGGCUCUCGAACGACAAAAGGAAUUGGGCUUCGAUGACCUGGAACUGUCUUAUGCGCUGUCUUCUCCGUGGGCUGCGGGCAUUGGAACUGUGUCUACUGCGAUUGAGAUCGCUAUCCUCGCCAUCUUGCACUACCCAGAAGCCUAUGCGAAAGUCAACGAGGAAAUGGACAGGGUGGUAGGACGAGACCGUAUGCCUACUUUUGCAGACCAGCAAAACCUGCCUUACCUAGAAGCUUUCAUCAAGGAGACUAUGAGAUGGCGCCUCGUGACACCAACAGUCAUUGCGCACUCUUCGAUCCAGGAUUAUACGUAUAAGGGCAUGUUUAUUCCGAAGGGCACAGCGAUUUAUCCUAAUGGCACGAUGAUGAUGAGAGAUCCAGCGGUAUUCCCCGAUGGCGAUGCGUUUAAGCCGGAGAGAUUCCUGGAUGUCACCGACCCAAGGCUGCAGACGUACAAGUUCGGCGUGUUUGGGUUUGGGAGAAGAAUUUGUCCGGGCAUCAUGCUCUGGGCAUUCGAAGUCCUCCCCGUCAUCGAAAACGGCAAACCCUACAUCCCGGACGCCGACGACUUCAGCUACGGUCUCGUCAGCUACCCCGCGGCGCUGAAAUACAGACUUGUUGCGCGGAGUGAGAAGCACAGGGAGAUUGCUAUGAGGGAGGCGGAGCUGGCGGAAGAGAGGAUGGCGGGGUUGCCGGGGUCGUACUGA
Annulohypoxylon truncatum is the source of this 1530-nucleotide messenger RNA. RefSeq names its product cytochrome P450. Bases 1 to 1530 code for a protein of 509 amino acids. Lineage: Eukaryota; Fungi; Ascomycota; Sordariomycetes; Xylariales; Hypoxylaceae. The transcript has 15 exons. The record is from RefSeq and is a predicted model, not a curated record. Gene Ontology annotation, molecular function: oxidoreductase activity, acting on paired donors, with incorporation or reduction of molecular oxygen; monooxygenase activity; iron ion binding.